AUGGCCUCGGCAUUCAGAAGAUUUCUCAAUAGCGAGACGGGACCUAAGACGUGGAUACGCGGAAGCGAGACCUUUGUGAUUCUCGCUUUUCCGAUCGCGUUACUAACAACACAGUGGAGUUUGGUUUUUGCAGGCGCCAACGAAAUGGUGAGGCCUGUCGAAAAAAUAUCGGGAAGCCAGCAGCUUGCGCUGUUGGCCACCGGCGCCAUCUGGACGAGAUGGUCGUUUCUGAUUCGCCCACGAAAUAUGCUGCUGGCAUCGGUUAAUUUCCUGCUUGCUACGGUCGCCGGAUACCAGGUGGUCCGGCUCUAUAACUGGAGAAGGACACUGGGCGACUCACCGCUGGAUUCCGUGAAGUACAUCGUCAACGGAGCGCCAGAGACCAGCAGCACUACACCGGAGAAGACAGAAGCUUAG
Molecule: messenger RNA, 417 nt
Organism: Ogataea haglerorum
Lineage: Eukaryota; Fungi; Ascomycota; Pichiomycetes; Pichiales; Pichiaceae
Exons: 2
Coding region: 1-417 (138 amino acids)
Biological process (GO): pyruvate import into mitochondria
Cellular component (GO): mitochondrial inner membrane
Source: RefSeq, a predicted model, not a curated record